Nematolebias whitei (Rio pearlfish) is the source of this 3546-nucleotide messenger RNA. It is a transcript of the gene ankfn1b, whose product is annotated as ankyrin repeat and fibronectin type-III domain-containing protein 1. The record is from RefSeq and is a predicted model, not a curated record. The coding region runs from base 64 to 3546 and encodes 1160 amino acids. Gene Ontology annotation, molecular function: protein binding. Gene Ontology annotation, cellular component: spindle. The transcript has 19 exons. Lineage: Eukaryota; Metazoa; Chordata; Actinopteri; Cyprinodontiformes; Rivulidae. Gene Ontology annotation, biological process: signal transduction; establishment of mitotic spindle orientation; regulation of establishment of bipolar cell polarity.
UCAAACAGACCAGCAUCCUACAGAAGACGGUCUCUUAGUGUGGACUGGGCUGACUCUGCCAAGAUGACGCAGCCCAUAAGAGGGGAUCAGGUCCACCAGCCGGCUUCAGCUCGCAAGUCAGCUAGCCUGUCCUCGCCAAGCGCAGCUCGCCGACUGUACCGCAAUUUGUCUGGAAAGUUCCGCGUGGGCACCAAUCCCCCCUCACUGGAGGACAGUGUGGUGUCAGGACGAGGAGACAAGGAGAGGCUGCGUAAAACCUCCAUAUUCCAGAGUAAUGAAGCUUUGUUUGAGGCAGUGGAGCACCAAGAAUUGGACUUGGUCCAGCUGCUUCUGUCCCAGUACAGUCUUGAGGAGCUGGACCUCAACACUCCAAACAGUGAAGGCCUUCUGCCUCUUGAUAUUGCCAUCAUGACCAACAAUGUACCCAUGGCUAAGCUUCUACUGCGAGCUGGUGCCAAGGAAAGCCCCCACUUUGUGAGUUUAGAGGGCCGAGCUGUGCAUUUGGCUACCUUGGUGCAGGAGGCCGAGCAGCGAGUUUCAGAGCUCCAGGCCCAGUUGCGUAACGAGGGUCCCGGCGAACGGGAAGGAUCUGACCAGGAGCGGCAGCUGAAAGCUUGGGAGUGGAGGCUGCGGCUCUUCCGGCGCAUGCAGGCGGGGUUCGAGCAUGCUAACCCUCCAGAUGUUCCCACUGUAGUUCGCCUGUGUGUCAGCAGCAGCACAAGUUUACAGGUUGACUUUCAUGAACCUCUCUGUGUCAACUCUGCUGUGGUUACCAAGUAUAAAGUGAGUUGGAGCAGUGCACCUUUGUUCAGCCCUUUGCUGGGUGAAAUGAUAGUGGAUGACACCACACUCCUACAGUGCAACAUAACUGGACUAACUUCUGGGACCUAUUAUUACGUACAGGUGUCGGCGUACAACAUGAAGGGCUGGGGGCCUCCAAAAGUUUCCACCCCAGCUUGUGCUGCACCUUCCAGCUGGAGGGAUAUUGAUGGCAAUGCUCCUCGUCAGAAAGGCCAGAAGGAGGCACUUGACCAGCUACUCGCACAGAUAAAAGAAGCUCACCGUCACUGUACCUGCCAUGAGCAGUGCAAAGCUCCAACACAAGGCAGGAAGCACUCGGUAUCCAAAAGUCUCCGACAUCUCUUCCAACCUACCAGCAAAUUUGUCAAAAGCUUGAAAAGAGGUCUCUAUUUGACAUCCAUAUUCUACAGAGAUGAUAGCAUGCUGGUGACUCCAGAAGAUCAGAUUCCAAUUGUAGAGGUUGAAGAUUCCUACUCCAGCACACUGAUGCAGGACUUUCUCUGGUUCAGUAAGGUUUCUUACCUGUGGGACGAGAUCUCUUGGCUUCAGCAGUGUCUCAGUCCAUCCCAGUCAUCUUGCUCCUGUACUCUGCAAACUCGCAUCAAGAUGCUACAGGCUGUCUCUCAGCUACAGGGAAUGCUGGGAACCCAGGACAUUGGACAGGUGUAUUUUGAACCUAUCAAAGACAAGCAUGGCAAUGCCCUGCUGGUGCUCCUGAGGGACAUGAGUACCUGUCCCAACCUAGAUGGGGUACGCUGGAUGCAGCUUUGUAAACUCCAACUUCAACGCAAGUCUAUUUCAUCCCCUGAGGAGCCCACUGCCUUGGACAUGCUCCUCAUUACCCUUCAUGAGAAGCUGGCAUAUCACAGGCGGAGCAGGAAGCUUUUGCCUCCAGGCUUAUACCUGGGCUAUCUAAAGUUAUGCACAUCAGUGGAGCAGAUAAGGGUGCUGGUACCCCAGAAACUCCCCAAUGUUCUCUGUCACACCAAAAUUCGAGACAACAGUAACGUGUCCAGAGAGGAGUGGCAGUGGCUGCAGGCUCUCACCUCACUGGAGGAGUCAUUGGAAAUGGACCUUGAUGUACAAAGCGCGCCCCAUCGCCUCUUACAAGAUCUUCGCAGUGCCAUCAAGGACCUGAUGGCUCACAUCAAUGUCCCAGGCAAUCAAGCACAGGAUUUCCGAAUCUACACCCAGGAAGUGUUAGAGUUUGGGGAUAAAGUGUCCUUCCUGCUCCUCCUGCCACCUUCAGAUGAAGUGUGCACGGCUCCUGGUCAGAAUAAUCCAUACUCACCCCGCUCCGGCUUCCUCACCCUGCCUCUGCAGAUCUUUGAACUGGUCCACUUUAAUGCAUAUUACCCCAGUUUCAUCGGCCAGUACUGUAGAGUUUCGGCUUUGCUGGAGCUGGAGUCCCUCAUGUCACAGCAGGCACUACGAGAGGCCUUCUCUGAAGCCGAGCUUCUUACUGCUAAGAAGAAACACCAGCAGGUCCAGGAGCACAUGCAGCAAAUGGAGGAGGUGUGGCGGGAUACAAGGUGGAUUAUGGAUGCCUUGCAGUAUGCUCGCUACAAACAGCCAUCAGGAGGCAUCUCCAUUAGCUGGAUAAUUGAUUUCUCUAAGGAGGUGAUUCCAGACAAGCCUCACUCCACCUCCUCUCAGACAGACUUCAUGCCUUCUCCGCUGCCUUCACCCGAGCCCUGCCGCAAACACUCAGACUUUCCUGGCUUAUCAGAUGAAGAGGGUUCCUCUGAAGUCUUCCUCACCACCGAUAGUGACUAUGACUCCAGUCGUGCUCAAAGUCCCCGUGAGCUGGACUUGUUACCUCAGUCUCCUCUAUCCUCCUCUGCACCUUUGGAACCCCGUGAGUUUCUGCGUAGUGAUGGGAGUGGCUCAGGAGGAGGUGCAUGCCCGAGUGGAGGGGGACGUGGAGUGGGAACUCUAAGAGACUCCACACCGGACGUCCUUCAGGCCUCUGAGCCACCGCCGGGCAGGGAAAGCGAGAGAGGCGGGGGAGUUCGGUGUGGAGGGGAGCGACGUAGGGGCCCCCCAGAGCUGUUUGACAGUGACUUCAUCCUGCCCAGCAGGCAAAUCGAGCUGCUGCACAUUACAGAGAAGAGACAGGCCUUCUGCGUAAGAACCAGCAGUCUGGAAUUCCCCUCUUCCACAUCCGUCCACCAUCAGCCUUACUCCUAUCACGCUACGUACUUCUCUCCCUCAACUUCACCGCAGAAACGAUGGCACAGGCCAUCAUCUGUGGAACGCUGUUGUCCUGGAGAGCGCUGCUUACCACAACGUCCACCCGCACGUACGUUAUCAGAGGACAGUGGCACAGAGAGACUCAACACACCAUCCACUGCUGUGUUCAGGAGGAGUUGUCACGCUACACUCAAAGUGUAUCCACAGUAUCACACCGGCCUGCCAAAGGAGACCAGUGUUAAGCUUUGUGCAACUCCAGGCACAACAGCAAGAGAGAUGAUUCAGCUGGUGGUCCAGGAGAUGAACGUUGUGUCUCGGCGCCUGCUGGGCAGCACUGGAGGUGGUGAUGAACAGGAACAGUGUGUUUACUAUAGUCCUGAACAGUUGAAGCACUUUGGUCUUGUGCUGGUUGUGGACAACAGAGAAAAAUGGCUUCAGGAUGACUUCUGUCCUCUGGAGCUUCAGAACCCCUGGCUGAGGGGCAAACUGUGUGUUCGCAUUAAGGAGUAUUCACCAUUAGCACUCAAACACAGCCGGGCCACCACAGUGUGA